Molecule: messenger RNA, 1905 nt
Organism: Trichogramma pretiosum
Lineage: Eukaryota; Metazoa; Arthropoda; Insecta; Hymenoptera; Trichogrammatidae
Product: lysosomal acid lipase/cholesteryl ester hydrolase-like
Exons: 7
Coding region: 277-1653 (458 amino acids)
Biological process (GO): lipid metabolic process
Source: RefSeq, a predicted model, not a curated record
UAUCGGGGCGCGAAUACGAUAGCCGCUUGUACAUACGAGCGUGUGUCGCGUGCGCUCAGUCUUGCGCGUUGUUUCCGCCUGUCAAGCGGGGUCGGUCGCUUGGGCUCGAGCUCAGAAGAGAUCGGCGCGUGGAAUAUUAACCCCUUCGACGACUCUUUCUUUCUUCUCCCGAGCGACUCGCUCCAGACGCAAUUAAUAAUAACAUAAUAUGCGAGCGAGCAGUUGCUGCUGCUCCGACAACGAUAGUGCAUCGUCACACUGAGUCGCUUGUACUCGAUGCUCAUUGAAAAUCAGCUGGCCGCAGAGCAAGAUUCACCAGUUGUUGUAAAUCCGCGCACCUCGUUCGUUCCCGCGUCACUGGCCAAGAAGAUAUUCGACACGAUGAUGAUCAAGAAACGCUCGAUCCUCGGCUCCUUGGCCAUUCUGGCCUUGGCCAAGGUGGUCUUUGGCAUUCCGUACGGUUUCAACAACGCCACGAGCAGCAGCAACAAAAUCGAUCGAGAAUCAGGAGCCGCUGCGAGUCAGGGCCCGAGCCGAAGCAUCUUUUGCAGCAGCAAUCCCCAAGAAGACAUGACGACCAUCGAGCUGAUAAAGAGUUUCGGCUAUCCGGCGGAGGAGCACUACGUCAAGACCGAGGACGGAUACGUUUUGGCCCUGCACAGGAUACCGGGCAAGAAGGGCUCGGCGCCGAUACUGCUGCAUCACGCCCUGCUCGAGAGCUCCUUCGUCUGGAUAAUCAAUGGAAAGGAGAAGGGUUUGGCCUUUAAUCUCGCCGAUCAUGGUUACGACGUGUGGAUGGCCAAUUCUCGCGGCAACACUUACUCCAAGAAUCACGAGAAUCUGUCCAAGUCGGAUAGCGAGUUUUGGGACUUUAGCUGGCACGAGAUGGGCAUUUAUGACGUACCAUCCGAGAUCGACUACAUCAGCGCCUUGACCAAGGAUCGGCUGCUCUACAUCGGUCACUCCAUGGGCACGACUCAGUUCUUCGUGAUGGCCAGCCAGAAGCCCGAGACGGCAGCCAAGGUCAAAGCCAUGUUCGCGCUGGCCCCCGUCGCCUACACUCAUCACAUCAAGGGUUCCUUUGGAAUAUUGGGAAGUAUGCUUACGAACAUCGAGGAGUUUUUGAACAUCGACGGAAGACGGGAAUUUCUGCCACAAUCGCCGUGGCUACAUUUCGGGGGCAGUUGCGUCUGCAAUAAACCGAUUUUACGGACGAUCUGCGAGAAUUUAAUCAUGUCGACGAUCGGUUUCAACGCGCAACAAUUCAACGCGUCGAUGUUGCCCUUGAUCUUGUCCCACACUCCGGCCGGAACGUCAUUAAAGACUCUGAUGCAUUACGCGCAAGGCAUCAGCUCGAAGGAUUUUCGCAUGUACGACUACGGAAAGGAGAAGAAUCUCGCCAAGUACAACGACGAGAAGCCACCGGCUUACGAUAUCUCAAAAAUUCAAGUGCCCACCGCCUUCUUCUGGGGCAAGAACGAUUUUCUCGCUAUUCCAGAGGACGUGAAACGCCUGUACGAUCAGCUGCCGAACAAGAUAGCCUCGGUGGAGGUCGAUCAUCCUCGCUUCAAUCACUUGGACUUCCUGUGGGGCAGGGACGCGCCGAAACUCGUCUUCUCGCGUCUGUUCCCGUUGAUAGCGAAAUACCGAUGAUUCCUCGGAUCACACCGUGUUUUGUUCGGCGCGCAGAGCUAGUCAGGCAACUAGUCAAGCCUACAAUUUGUAUAUUUUAUAUUUUUAUGCCUCGUAUAAUAAUUUUGAAUGUUGACAUUAUUCGUCGAAUACACGGAUCUGUGACGAUUAUCGAUUUUAAUCGUAGAAAUGACAUUUUUUUUAUGUAUAUUAAUGCAAAAAUUCUGAAAAAUGUAAAUUGCACGAAAUACUCGAUGAAUAAACAUGUAUUUA